Chionomys nivalis (European snow vole) is the source of this 5542-nucleotide messenger RNA. RefSeq names its product cadherin like and PC-esterase domain containing 1 (gene Cped1). Bases 867 to 3899 code for a protein of 1010 amino acids. The transcript has 22 exons. The record is from RefSeq and is a predicted model, not a curated record. NCBI's taxonomy places the organism in Eukaryota, Metazoa, Chordata, Mammalia, Rodentia, Cricetidae.
UGGCCCAGGUCCCCCGACUCUCGGCCCUGUGGGCAGCUGGCGCGCGCGUGUCUCCGCGUGUCUGCGCGUGUGUGUCCAUGCGUGUGAGUGAAAUGAGGUGGAGUCCUACGCCUGGGUGUUUCCUUCCAAGAGAUUUUGACCAGCAAUCAUGGAAAAAAAAAAAUUCUGGCUAAAAGGAUGAAAACUGAGUAAGUACACAGAACUUUGAACUUGAAACAGAAUGCGACCAAACGCAAGCAAAACCCUGACAGUAACCCCACACAUUCAAACUGCUAUUCCCUUCUUGUGUUAAAGGCCGCGGAUGCUGACAGCAAAGUGGCAAUUGAAAACUGAACGAAGGGAAGCAGUUCAGAAACCGCUGAGAGCAGGGCGGCUUUCAAACCGGAGGGAAAAUGAGAAACUGCUAGGGCAACCUGGCCUGCGCCCAGCUGUGCAACAGGCACUUCGCGUUCCCUCUGCUGCGUCUUUGGGGCUCUUUUCAGACUCAGGUCCGCUUUACUGUGCUUUCUCUUUGCCCCAAAGCCAAGACAAGCUGAACUCCUAAGUUUAUGACUGUUGUGGAAAUAAGAUAUUACCGGAAGAAACUCUUGCCAGCCCGGGAUGCAUUCGAAUGAUUUCUUACGACUCUCAUUAUUUUGACAUCUUUAAAGAAAGAAUAAGCAAGUCAGUCACUUUUUACUGUCCUUCACGAAAGGGCUCUAAACACCUCGGACCGCUGGGACCUGUGUGAGUCUUUGGCAUGAACCUUCGGAAUGUUCUCAAGGGAAGUUGGGGCGAACUUGAUUGGAGCUGUGCAAAAAGAAGACAGAUGUGUACUUUUUUCAUGCUGACAGCGUGGCCAGGGGCCAAGUGAAGGUGGACUGGUCAUGGUCUGUCGACCGGGGUUCCUUUGUCGCCGGCGAUUUUGCCCCCGACCUUUCCUGGUGGGUUUGGUGGUGGCAAUCUGUCUCUUUUACCAGACCCUGACACUCCGAGGGGCUAAGAAGCUUGCAGCCGAGGUUCCUGGGUCUGGUCCCCAAAAACCCUCACAAACCCAGGCUAGCAGAUGCGAGCUAGGCUAUCCACGGAACAAACGGUGCUUCCAUCUCUCGGAGAAUGCCCAGGAAAUCAGGAAGAUUGAAGAAUCGAUCGAGACAUACUUUGGCCAUCGCGGCAGAAGGGCCGUCCUCUUCAGGCCUCCUUUGUACAGUGGAGCCGAGGUUCAGACCCUCCAGUACCUCCUCCAUCAGCAUGGCUACAGUGUUGUCAUUGUUGAAGAAAGACUUGGUGCUGGCCUAGGUCUGGAGCUGCUGGACCAAGGUGAUCUGAACUCCUGGGAUGUGUUCAUUUGCCUGCCUUCCAGAGAAGCCAGUGGGAAACCCUGCAUACCCAGGGAGCACAUGUGUCGACUAAGUCUACAUCAAAAGAUAAAUGUAUUACCAGAAAUACAGCCUCAGCUCUGCAGAAAAGAAGGCCUGUGCCAAAUCAUCAGAAGAUUUCCAGAACUGCGGCUUCCAGUGAGUCCCUCUGUGUGCCUGGAUCAGGGGACACAGUCACAGCUGAGUGCCUCCAGCCACCUCUCAAAUGGAGCCAAGCCACAUAUAUGGAAACCAUGGGACUGGCAACGCGAACAGCUGAAUCACACUACAGUCCUUGCUCCACGUGAAGCAAUCUUCAGAGCAGAAGAGCUAUCUGUGAUUCUUAAAGCCUAUGUGUUGGUGACCUCCUUAAGGCCGUUGCGUGCGUUCAUUCAUUCAACCGGCACGGUGUGGAGCCCACCAAAGAAGAAACGCUUCACUGUCAAGGCAUUGGAUAGCAUGAAAGAAGCAAUUAGCAAGCUCUUAUUGGUGGCCGAGGUGUUCAGUGAAGCAUCUACUCUGGGACCAAAGACCUUCCAUAGGUGUAGACAGUGUUUUCAGCUUUUGACUUUUGAUAUUGGUUAUGGAGAUGUUGGAUAUCCUGUAGUGCUCCAGGUACAUGAGCAUUUAAAUUUUCAAGAUGACGAGAAUUUCAAUUUGAAGGACCAAAAUACAGAAAAAGUCCUUUUGAAGGAUACUUUCAAUUUCCUCUUCUCCAAUACAUCCUCACUUCCCUUAUUUUCUGAGCUAUUGCAGAGGUUUCAUAGAGCUGCUGCGUUUGAGGAUGGAAACUAUCAAAAGGAGCUCAAUCAGUGCCUGUCCUUAGAGGAAAUUCACUCAAUUAGGACUUUUGUAAAGGAACUUGGUAGUCUGGGAGAAUUCCAACUGCUCUUCCCAUCCACCGCUCCUGGGAUUCAGUCUGUGGUGCGUGAAUUUUAUGAUAUGGCAACUCCUGGCUCAGUCCUGCCCCAAUACUGGUCUCUUCUAAAUGUAUUUGAACAAUUUUGGCCCACGAAUAAAAAGGAACAGCUACAUCCACUGGAAUGGAAUUCUUCAACAAGAAACGAGGCCAUUGAGAAACCACAAAAGUCAUUGGAAGCAAUCAACAGUAAAAAAGACACAGUUCCACGAGUUUCGUAUGAAAAUGAAGAUACACAUUGCAGUAAUGAGGAAGACACACUUUGCCAUAUCAAGAAGAUCUUCACCCAUCCCCGUUUGGAACUGAGUCCCGAGUUUAAUCCGAAGAUCAGAGAUUAUUACUGUGAAGUGCCAUUUGAUGUGCUAACAGUGAGGAUCGGAGCAGAGCCUUCUAAGUGUCAGUGCAAGGUGCACCUGCAAGAGCGGGCAGGCCCGAGCUUUGCCAAUUAUCCUCUGGGAUUAGGAAUGAACAGAAUCUCCAUGCUCGUGGUGGAUGAAUCUCCAGCAGAUGGUGACAUGGUAACCGCGUAUAAACUCACCAUUUAUAGAGAAGAUCGUCCAAGUCUGCCCUUCUUUGAGGACUUCACAGCGUGCGGUUUUGUACAAGAUUGUGGCUUAUUGAUUAACCCAGAAGAAGCCUGUGGGUUGCAGCCUAUUUCUUCAGACUACAUUGAAGCCAUUUCGCAGCCUAAAAUAGAGAGUUGCCUAUCUGGGGACACGAAAGGCCAGUGGAUUGUGCCUUGCCUCAGUUGUGCAGACAACAGGACCUGUGACUGGAGAGAAAUAACCUGGCAGCCGCACAACUGCCAACAUGACAUCCUCACCAGGCCAGAGCUUCAGCAGUGCCUGCGAGGGAGGAAGAUUCUUUUCAUUGGCGAUUCCACCAACAGAGGAAUGAUGUAUUAUCUUAUUGAGAGACUGAACGAAACCCUGCAGGAGUGGCAGAAGGUGCACGGCACUAAACUGUAUCCCAGUGUCAACGGGGGGAAGACUUUGAUCAGCUACUCCUACUACCCCCAGUUCUGGAUAAACCCUUCACUGAGACCAACAUUUGAGAAAGCGCUUGAGCAUCUCUUGCAAAGAUCGCAUCCCCUAGAGAAUACUGACCGGACAGUAUUGGUUGUUGGUGGUGUUCAGUGGCUCAAUUCCAAUCACCUGCAAAUUAUUCACGAGGUUUUAAAGAGAAAAAACUUGCUCAACAUCCUAGUGAUCAUCAAAACUUUGGGGAUUGGAUUUCAUCUGCCAGUGGAUGGAGUGCAUUUCCUAACCCAGAGUGAAGUACGAAACUUAUAUAAAGAAAAUCAGAACAUUCUGGAAGCUGCCAAGAACUACGGCUAUGAAGUAGUAGACACAUUCACUAUCACGAUGGGACGACACAAGGAAUUCCUGCAGGGCAAUUGUGGAUGCCAUUUCCAUGAGGUAGUUAAAUCGAAGUUAUCCAGAGAGCACCACGUUCUCAAGAUGAAAAGAUCCAAGAACCAUACUGUGGAAAAAUACUUCAGCAGUCAAAACAAAUGGCACCAACAAAAUUCUGUCCCAAAUGUUCAUUCGCCAUAUCAUGUCAGAGGGCCAAUAAAUCAGGUUUGUUCUGAGAUCCUGUUCAGCAGGAUGUGUGUGAGUCGGCGGUCUGUGCAGGCUCUCUGAAGAAGAGGUGAAUUCAGAAUGAGAGAUAAGCCAUUCACCAGGACAAUGGUCUGAGAACCAAAUGUGCCUCACUCAUGCUUUGCAAUGAUUGCACACUCACCAGUGCAAGCAUGAACACCAAAACACGUGGCUUACAAAAGAGUAAUGACACCUUUUUCUUAGAACAGAACACACUCAAAAGUGACCUUGACCAUCCAUCCUUGGUUUCAGACCCAAGGACAGAACUAUAAGGAGAUCACUUGAAAGGUGAUCACAAACUAGGACCACAUGGACCAGGUAUUGUAGUGCUAUGAUAAUCAAAACCAUGGAAAUGUAACGAUAUGGGCAUAGGGUAAUGCCGUUCCUGCGCUAUCCUCUCCAUAGGCAUGCUAACGUGGGAAGAAGCAAUUACAUUCCGCAUGGAGGGAGAUAACACUUCAGUUCUUUACCAGGAGAAAGAGGGCUAUUUGUGGAGGUUUGGGCUUUGAGGCUCUAAUGCUUAUGAGAAACAUUUCUUGUUAUACCUUUAAGUUUGUAAUGGAAGGGCAAGAACAGGAGAGAUGCUCUGCAGGGGGAUUCAAAGGGAUUCUCUGCGUGUGAUAAAAGCGAUAUUGUAUUGAACUCUGUGCUCUUGUGAGUUCCACAAACAUCCCCCUACGCCAGACUGUGAGUCCUGAUGGGGAGCACAGUCUAAGUUGCUGAUAGACGUAAUUUUGAAGUGUGGGACAAAAUAAAGUCCCCAUUGGUUACUUUGUUAUGUUUGUGGAUGCUCUCUCUGAAGCUUGUCCCUUUAGAUGUAGCUCUUCUAAGACGACUGUUACAUUUUAGAUAUUUUUGCAAAGGACUGCAGAUUCUCAAAUGUAUAAGAAUUUUCUGUGUACCCACAAAUAGUACUAUGUGUUUAAUUUAAAUUAAAGUAACCUUACAAGAAUUUUUAUGAAAAUUAUGGCAUAAGUAGGGAACACACCUAUUUCUAGCCUUGAAAACUUUCAUUUCUGUCUUUUUAGGUACAAAAAGGAAAAUUGCCUUAUUAUACAAUUGUUUUAUGAGAUAACAUCUUACUGCUAUCUAUGGUGGGUUUUAAAGAAUGAGUUGAGCCUGAAAAGAAGAAGCUGAGAGGCCUAACUCAGUAUGUAGCUAAGAUUACUAAAUGUACAAAUACCUCAAAUUCAUUGCCAUAAAAAAAUGAAACUGUUUUGUUCUAUUGACCCGAGUUAUAUAGAAUGCAUAUCCACCUCCUUCAAAUACUCUAUUUUUAUAUCUAUUUUUAUAAGAACAUAAAUAUGAAUUUAUAUUUAGCUGUAUUAAAUUAUAUUUAAAUAUGCAUAUCACUUUGAUAAAAAAAACAACAUAUGAAUUUAGAAAUAGAUUUUUUGAACAGCGGUACCAAAUUAACUUAAAAAUUACAUAUUUUCCAUACAUACAUCAUAUACAAACACAGUUUUUAGAUUUUCAGUUAUUUUUUGAUGUUAUUGAAAUGCAUCAAAUUUUAAUGCAUUGCAUAUUCCACAACAGUAUUACAGUUAAUGCUAGCUUUUUGUAACUCACAAGCAAUGUCACUGUAAAAACUCUCUGACUUGAGUUAGCCUGGUAUUUUCUUCUUCACCACUGAAAUAAUACUAGACCUUAGAAAUAAUUGUAAUGUAUUUUCAAUAAAUGUCAAA